UAGUAGUGUUUCUUUAGCGCUCCACCCUGUCCUUACCACAAACUCUCAUAGUCUCUCAUGCCACUCGCACUAGAAAGCAACAGUUACCCUGAACGCUCACCCCCAAGAGUUGAGUCUACCAUGGCGAUGCAAGAAGAAGAGGAGAGAGAGAGGAAGGGAAUGAGUAUGAAGAGGUGGAACCACUUCGCUUCGCUCAGAUUGGUGGGAGAGUGGUACAGGAGGCAGAAGCAGAUGUGGACGAGUCAGAAGCAGUGGACUCGAUGGCACGCAUUGCCUCACUUCCUCCCAUAAAGGGACCUUAUGAUAAGGGUCGUAUGCAACUGACACAUCAAGAAAAAACAUGGGCCUUGGCCAUAAAAGAAGGGAUUGAAUCUGAGGCUGAAGUGGACAAUUUGACCGACUUUUGGUAUGCUCAGUUGGCCCUCAUUUGUCACGAUGAUGUGUCCAAUGCUAUCGAACGAGCACAGCAACUGCAAUACUUGCGGGAGGAAUACAAUAUCGUGGAAACAUAUGAAUUUGGUCGCCGUUGCAUUCAUCAAGCCAUAUCACUCUUUCCCGAUUACUACCUCUGCUUAUCAUUUAAUCACCAAGAUGGCAAUUAUGUGCUAGUGGUGGAUUUGACCAAAUUGCCCAUGAGUACUUUUCGUACGAAUCCCAAUGCUGUGGACAUCAAAGUCUGUGAAAUCUAUUUCAUGAGCCAUUUGAUGUCACCUGAUUUUGAGGCGAUUCGACGUGGGAUAAUUUGUGUGGCAGAAUGCGAGGGAUACCAAAUGCAGCAUGACAUUGGCGUUGGGAUUUGGAGACGGGUCUGGGACAUGGUUGUACCCUACCCACUCAAUCUGCAAAAAAUCAAACACUUUCAUACUGGUGUCAUGUCCAAUAUUAUGGUCAGUAUGGUACGGCAGUUUCUGCCGCGAUCCAUCAAGGACAGAAUUGAAGUUGGGUGUCUCUCUGAAGCUGGACGACUCGAUGGGAUGUAUCUGAUGCCCAAUAAAGAAGCUGCACGAAAACGGACACUCUCUCGACUCGAAGAUGCACUUCAGCGACGAUACAACAAUGAAGCAGCAUUCAAAUUGUGACAGGCCUUGCCCAACGCACACAAUUAACUAUAUGUACAACUCUACAACUCUAUUUUCUAAAGAUUUGCAUAACGGAUGCAGUAAAGAUAUCACUUUGUCCACCCAGUCUGGCGGGUACGUACUGGUACGUUGUCGGCCUAGCUAUCCUGAUCCUUUCCACCGCUGGCCGUUGGCAAUGCCAAGAACCAAGACUAGCCGAUACGGGGAGCCUUUUCAACCGCGAAUUUCCAACCAGUUGGCGUCAAGUAUUGACACAGGCAUUGGGAACCUACCGCAUGUCAUGGAGCACUAGAAAACUACAUUGCUACCAGUAGUGGAGUUUCUGUGCGAGCGUACUCAUUGGGUCGAUGUUGAGUUCAUACCGGUAUCAACACCGACUAUUUAGUUUGGAGCAUGCAAGUCUUUCGUAUCAUCAAUCAUUAGGGGGGAAGUAUUCAGGAAACAUUUUCCGAAAUGGUACUUGUACGUUGCCAGACUAUUAGUCCAUUGCCCAAUCUUGCCCAAGGUCCUGCCGGUAUGCCGGUAGGUCCGUUCUCAGGCGGCUCAGUGAUAUUAUGCGACGAGCAAAAGAGCUUUUACUGAUACGGGUAAAUAAUAGUACCGCACCACCCUUGUACGGUGGUACCGGUACCUGCUACCAGGUACGGCUAGCCACAUUUUCUGUACUACUGUACCGGUACUGGAGUAGCAGCUAAUUAUUACUGGAGUAGUACAGUAAUAGUAGCAGUGGCUCGCAUUCCAGCCGUUUUGUCCUGAGGAAGGAGGAAGUAUCUUAACCGCAAGUCUCACUUAUGCAUAUUUGCAUUCUUGAGUGACUUGUCAAACAAAUAAAUAAUGUCCAAGCAAGCUUUCUCAGAGAGCUUCUCACACUGAGUACAGUGUAGGCUUUCUGCUUUCUGAGGGGUCAUUUUGAAUACUGCAUGGUU
Molecule: messenger RNA, 2005 nt
Organism: Seminavis robusta
Lineage: Eukaryota; Bacillariophyta; Bacillariophyceae; Naviculales; Naviculaceae
Source: the annotation of a GenBank genome assembly